This is a messenger RNA of Megalobrama amblycephala (Wuchang bream), 3808 nucleotides long. It is a transcript of the gene arhgap27, whose product is annotated as Rho GTPase activating protein 27. Lineage: Eukaryota; Metazoa; Chordata; Actinopteri; Cypriniformes; Xenocyprididae. Gene Ontology annotation, molecular function: protein binding. The record is from RefSeq and is a predicted model, not a curated record. Gene Ontology annotation, cellular component: cytoplasm. Gene Ontology annotation, biological process: signal transduction; regulation of GTPase activity.
CCACACAACAGGUUUGGGAUCAGCGGAAGAGGGCCACUAUGUCACUUUCACAGCAGGUUCUAGUGAAAUUUGAAUACGAAUACACUGCUCGAGAUGGCAGAACGGUGUCCAUCAAACCCAACGAGCACUACACCCUAGUAGCCAAGACCAAUGAAACCUGGUGGCACGUCCAGAGGGAUAAGACAGACAAGCCUUUUUUCAUCCCAGCUAUGUAUGUGACUGAGCUCCCACCUGAGACCAAUCAGACUCCACUGGACCCUCCAGAAGAGUUUAGUGGAUGCGAACCCCUCAAGUCCAGCUCCGAGACCGCUUCUGAUAGUCCUCCCGCCAACAUUAAGCCCACUGAGGUCACGCUUCGAGUCCCUGACUCCAUAAAACGAGACACAGAGAAAGACGGCCAUAGAAUAUCAACAUAUAUUAUUCCAAAGGAAUUCUUCGAACUGAAGGGUUUGGAUCCAGAUCCCAUAAAGGUUGAAGCAGAGGCCGGUCCUGUGCCUGAACUCCAGAUUUAUGACAAUGUUUUUUCCAAGCCUGGUUCUCCAUCUAAUGGGGAAACAUCACCCUCUAUCUUACUGCCACCUGCUUUUACAGAUAACACAACUCAAUCCUCAGAAUCGGAGAUAAAAUCACCUGCGAGUCCAAAAGAGUCGACAGAGAGGCCUCAAGUGGACUCAAAGUCCCUGGAUCAAGAUAUUCAGAUGCUCAUUAGAGCUGGCUGGAGUGAAGACAUGUGGAACCUCAUGGAUAAAGAAAAGAAUGUGUAUGAGAGUAUAGAUACGGUGAGAGAACCAGAAUCCUCAAAAUCUGACGAUAGUAUGACAGUAAAGACACAGAGUCCCACAGUCCCAAGCCCUGUUACACCAGAUAAGCCUCUGGUAGAGGAUGACAGCGCGCUCACAGCGGUGUACGUAAACAUCCCCCGCUUGCGUCGGAGUACCAUUGACGCCUCCAGUCCCAUUGCUCCUCUAUUACAGGACUUUCCGGACACUCCCGAUACCCUCCUUUUGGACUCUGCAGGAUGGGAGGUCCAUACUGACGACCAGAGCGGGAAAGAGUACUACUACCAACCCUCUACGGGCCGAAGCACCUGGGAUUAUCCACUCAGCUACUCCAUGGAUUCGUCAGUGGGGACGGAAGAGGCUCGUUCCCCUCCUUCUUUCCCCCAGUCUCCCACCCGCUCGCCCGUAGACCCUUCUCCUCAGAGGUGGAGCUCGGACUGGGAGAAAGUGCUGGAUGAGAAUUCUGGCAGACAUUACUUCUUUAACUCUGUGUCAGGUCAGAGCUCAUGGGAUCCCCCGGAGGACAUCGGCUCACCAGGGAACGUGAAAUUUCUGGAAGAUUUCCCGCCUCCGCUUCCUGAGGAAGACUACCCAGCAUCACCAGAGCUGGAGGAGGAAGCGUCUCCUCACUCCUUGCCAGCAGAGUAUUCUUUCAUUCAGGUGAAGAAGGUCUCCAUCCCCAGGGUAACUCUGGAUAACAACCCACCGGGAUGGACCCUCAGAGUCGACCCUGAAGGAACUUGGGUCUUCACGAGCGACUACACGCAGGAACAGUGGAUUAAGUCGCUAGACGAUCGAGGACGGACAUACUACUACCUAAGAGACGGCAGCAAGUCCCAGUGGAACUUACCUGAGUAUUCUGGAAAUCCAGGACAGUAUGGAGUGGGAAAUGGAGAGCAGGACACAAUGGGACCGAUGCAAAGCUGGAGACACAGUACAGGAUACCAGGAAGAUAGGAGUCAUUCAUCAUAUCCUCAGAAUACAUCAGACAGUGACGCCUCCAGCUCUCCUGAAAUGCCACAUAAUUUUUUUCAGGUUUCAAACUUGGAAAAGGCUGGGAUCCUGAAUAAAACAAAGGUUUCUGAAAACGGGAAGAAAAUUAGGAAGAACUGGGGUCAUUCCUGGACGGUUCUCCAUGGAGGAAUACUGACAUUCCACAAGGACCCAAAGUCCACGCCAACCGGAGCAUCGAGCAAGACAAAUCACAUAGUCCCAGAAUUCACAGUGGAUCUGAAAGGGGCAACAAUUGGCUGGGCAAACAAGGACAAAUCAAGCAAGAAAAAUGUUUUGGAGCUUAAGAGUCGAAAUGGCGCGGAGUACUUGAUCCAGUACGACACUGAAAGCAUCAUCACUGACUGGUAUAAAGUCAUCGUAGAUACCAUAAGCCAGCUGGAUUUGGAUCACCACCACUCUGAAGAUGAGGAGGAAAUCAGUGAGAAGUCAAGCUUAGACAGAGAGGAAAAACCCUUUGACAAAAGAACUAUGAGCAAUGCGUCUCGACUGCCUUCAUCCAGUUCGACAUCUGAAGCAGAUCAGAAGAAGGUUCGCACCAAACUGAAGAAGUUUCUCCUCAAGCGGCCCACCCUGCAGUCAGUCAAAGACAAGGGAUAUAUCAGAGAAAAUGUAUUCGGAUGCCACUUGCACAAUCUCUGCAGCCAAGAGAAGACGAGAGUGCCCAGCUUUGUGGAGAAAUGCAUCCGAGCAGUAGAGAAAAGAGGUCUGGGGAUCGAUGGACUCUACAGAGUUAGUGGGAAUUUGGCGGUCAUCCAGAAACUGCGUUUCAAAGCAGAUCAUGAGGAUCUGGACCUGGAGGAGGGUAACUGGGAUAUCCAUGUGAUCACAGGAGCACUGAAGCUCUUCUUCAGAGAGCUGCAGGAGCCUCUGUUCCCUUACAAUCUCUUCAAUGAUUUCAUCUGUGGCAUCAAAAUCCCUGAUUAUUACAGUAAAAUAUCACACAUGAGAAAUGUUGUGCGGUCUUUGCCAGCACCCAACCGUGACACGAUGGAGGCCCUUUUCAGCCAUUUACGCAAGGUCAUUCAACAUGGUGAUGAGAACAGAAUGACUGUGCAGAACGUGGCUAUCGUUUUCGGCCCAACGUUACUCAAACCUGAGGUGGAGUCAGCAAACAUCACCACAUACAUGGUCUUCCAGAACCAGAUUGUAGAAUUCUUACUCAAUGAAUUUGAGUCGAUCUUCCACAUGUGAUUGACAUGAACUUGCACUGAAUAAAAAUUAAAUAAACCCUCCAAAUGCUGGAGAUAAUGGGAGAGAUUUUGCAAAACUGAUCUCAGUUCAGUGAGAAAGACAUUAUGUAUCAGCUCUGUGAAGGAAAGCUUCUGACCGGCACAUUUUGCAUAAGGUUAUAAAUAGAGAUGCAACAAAAAUCUAGAAAAGUAGCUUCCAUGAUUAAUAUAUUAAUAUUACUGAAACAGAAUGGUUUUACAUGUGCGGUUUGAAAGGGCAAUACACAUUUUAAAACUGUAUAGUUAAAUGUAGUUUAAAAUAUUUUGAUGUUUCAUUUUAGACUUAAGGUCAGAUCAGUUAAAUAAUAAUUUAGUUUAACUUUGCUUUUCUGUGGUCUUUUGCCUUUCUGUAGAAACACUGAACAUUUUUACCCUGUUCAUCUGCAAUGUGAUAAUAGAUGAAUGAUAUUAAAUUACAAUAUUUUUUAAGUUUAGGUAUCAGUUUUCGUUUUCUUCUUUUUAAACAUGCAUCUGUAACAUAGAACUUUACAAAGAAAAUACUGCAGGCCUGUAAUUGUAAACUGGAAAUGCUAAGUUUAAGACUUGUACAUUGUCAUUAAAGGCACAAUAUUUUAGAUUUUGUGGUACCAAAAUGUAGAAUCUGUGAAAUGGAAUUUGCACAUAGAUUUAGCAUUAAUAUUUUACGAAAAUUGGCGCACUUAUAUAGCUACACUUAUAUAUCAUUGUAAGAUGUUUAAAGGUGUGUGUAUAUAGAAAAGGCAUAUUUAUGCUGUACAUUACCUGAAGUACGCAAGCUUUUAAUAAAGUAACUCUUUUAUAAAUUAA